This is a messenger RNA of Microsporum canis CBS 113480, 903 nucleotides long. RefSeq lists its product as hypothetical. The coding region runs from base 1 to 903 and encodes 300 amino acids. NCBI's taxonomy places the organism in Eukaryota, Fungi, Ascomycota, Eurotiomycetes, Onygenales, Arthrodermataceae. The transcript has 3 exons. The record is from RefSeq and is a predicted model, not a curated record.
AUGCCUCGACGGGCGAAGAAGGUCGAUGGAGAUGCGUUCACUGCUGAUCGCCAGCUGGAGGACACGCUGCAACAGUCAGCUGCAGCUGAUGCUUUGCUGGAAGACGAUGAGCAUGGAAGCCGGUACUACGGCAGAAAACAUAGGCCUGUGGUGACGGGGCCUUCAAAACGCAAGACAUACCCCCUGGCUGAAGAUGAUACCCCUUCUACCUCAGCGUAUCAUCACCGCGAGACCAGCAGAGAGCGCUACAGUGUUGAUGUAGCCAACACGUACCCGCCAUCAUCUCAGAAACGGGCCCGGUCGUCUAACGACUGGUCAGCCAGAGGCGGAGAGCCUGACUCGAACGGUCCGACUGCCCGAGAGCUGCCGGAACCGCCGACUCUUCGUUCUCGCAGAGGACAGGACGUGGCAGAGUUCAAGGAGAGACAGGAACGCCAGUCUCGAUUCCUAGAGGGCAGUAUGAACGACAAGGUCAGCACGCAGCCACCGUCUGCCUUUAUAGGGGAGGACCAGGAGUACCUUCUCUCGACCUAUAUGAAUGAACACAACGGUGUCAACAGUGCUCGUGCAAACGGAUGGCAGUCUACUGUACAGACGCCCGUAACUCCCACGCUGCAUGGCAAGAAAACGUCUCUAUCUUCAGUCAAGACGGUUGAUGCCGAUGCUGCCGACUCCAAACAGUCGAGUGUUUUCCGGUUUGGAAAAGCAAUUGUUUCUGCAUUCAACCCUAUCGGUGUAUGGGGGAACGUCUCUGAAAUCUGGAAGGGCCAUGAUUCGUCGUCCAAGGAGUCAGGCUCUCGAGAGAUGCUGGCGGACAUGCCUCAUGCUGCGCGCAUCGAAAAGGCAUACGAGGAAUAUAAGGCCUCUGCUGCCUACAGGAGCAUACGGCUACUCGGGGGAUGA